This is a messenger RNA of Eupeodes corollae, 4294 nucleotides long. RefSeq names its product myosin-2 heavy chain (gene corn). Bases 521 to 3985 code for a protein of 1154 amino acids. NCBI's taxonomy places the organism in Eukaryota, Metazoa, Arthropoda, Insecta, Diptera, Syrphidae. The transcript is spliced from 9 exons. The record is from RefSeq and is a predicted model, not a curated record.
CUCAUUUUUAAAAUGAAAAAAAAAAACAUCAAACCGUCAGGGCUUGAUAUUGCAAUUGAUUUUUUUUGCAAAAUUGUAAAGUUUUUGUUUUUUGAACAAAACGAACAAUUUCGUUUGGAAUGUUAGAUAAUACAUAUAUUUGCCCUCCAUUAACUAUUGUUAGUUUUAAAUAAUCACUUAUGUGUAAAUAUAUCAAACAAUUCGAGCCAUUCGCUUUCGCACAAACUAAAAAAUCGAAGCUGAUGAGUUCGUUCGUACUUCAUUUCGUAUAACAGCUACAGCGUCGUCGGUCGGUCGGUUCGAAAUCAAAGCCUGUGUAGAGUUAAUUGUGUCUAAAAUAAUGUUAUGUUUUUUUAUUUUAAUCUAAAAGAUUUUCAUUGAAAUGAAAAGUGUCUACGUUCGAUGCGUUUAUUUUGUAAAAGUAACUAUAAACUAUUAAUUUUUAUUGUAUUGGCUUUAAAGUGCAAAACUUCUUUUUCAUCAUUGAUAGUAAAAUGCUAUAUCAUUAAAUACUAUAAUAAUGCUGCAAAUAACAAAUGGAGACAGUUCUGAAGUGGAAUUGAAAAACUCUGUUCCGAUCAUAGACAUCCCCGAUCAAAAAGAAGAUGUUUGUGAAAAUGUUUUAGAAGGCAAAAUGAUAAGUACAGAACUAAACGGGACUGCUGAUCCAUGUUCCAAAACUAUUCUUAACUAUGAUGGAAGUGAUAGUGGUUUGGAUAUAGCUACAACUGUAAGUCUACGUUUGCAACGCGCGCUAAGCAGUAAUAGUGGUGAUUACGCUAGCAGUAGCGGUGGGAUAGAUGUUGAGUCAAAUGUCAACGAUAAUUUAUCAUGUGGAUCAAGUAUGAUAAGUUGUACAUCUGACUUAUGCAGCGAACAUAAAACAGUUAGUACAGUUCCUCACCAGAAAGCCAAUUAUGAGUGCUGUAGUGAAAAUGGAAGCGAAAGCUCUUCAGUAGCUGUUGGAUGUAAGAUUCGGAAAACUAAUAAUGUCAAGAAAAAAGUUGGAGUGUUUGACCCAAAUUCCAAUAAAUCAGUUUGGAAGAUGAGCGAUGGAAAUCAACAAAGUACACAACUGAAUAAAAUGAGAUCCCGUGUGAGUAACACAUCACAUACAAAAACAGAGAAUUUUUCUUUGCAAAUACGUGAGCGUGCAAGAUCUCGCGAAAAAGCGGAAAAACCACUUUCAAACUCCUCAAGCAAAAAUGGUACACCUCCAUUCCGUUCGACUCCAGUAAGACGCACACCAAAGCCAGACUCGUUGCCAAGUGCUUUAAAUUCCACAGUUUGCUUACAACGCGGUUCCUAUCGUACUCCCUCAAUGACAAGAGCACGUACACCAGGGACUCCCUCAGAUGAUGGACGCUGGCCUUCAAUUGGAGGUAGAGGUGCAAGCGUUGGUAUAGGUCCAAAACGUGGCACCUCUGUAACACCAGAGUUGGGGUCACUUAAAAUCCGCGGACAAAUAAUGUCUUUUGACUCUAAGUGCUUGAAUUCUAGUGGAAUUUCAUCAAAUACUUUACCUCGUAGAAGAAAACAGAAAUCAGUUGAAGAUUUAAGGGGUCGAGCUUCAAGAAGUAGCUCAAAUUCCAGAGAUAAUGGAAUGGUUUCAUCGAUUACAGUAACGACAAGGAACAAUAUGGGCCCAGCGUUUUUUACACCUAAAACUUUUACUCCCCCAAACAAAGUUACUAAUAGAAAAACGACUUCAAAAACAAGAAUUUAUCAUGAGAUGGGAAUACAAACUGUUAUGAUUGGACACGAUAUUCAAAGAGCAUUCGACGGCAAAACAUGCCGAUGCGUUCAAAUAGAUUCAGCUGAAUUUGCAGAAAAACAAACGCAGUCAGAUAUAAGAGACAUUGAAAUAGAGCGUCUUCGCGGGGAGAUACAAUCGCUUAUAAGUAAACAAUCAGAGUUAUCAAAUAAGUUAGACGAAAAAACAAUAAAAGUUCAAACUAUGGAACAACAAAUAAUUAAGGAAAGAGAAGAAAAAAUUUCAAUUCAAAGAGAAUUAAAUCAAAACACUGAACGUGUGAUCGGUAUGUUAGAAUUUACACGCCAAUCGCAGCCAGAAGAAGGCAGUUGCGACAGCCUUAUGAUGUUAGAAUCUCAAAUACAGAUGUCGGGUCACGAACUAGUGGAAAAACAACAUGAAAUUAUAAAAUUAAGAAAGCUUUGCCGCACCUUACAAGCAGAAAUGGAGCGGGUAUUGGUCUCACAAGAAUGUCUGAUGCAGGAAAAAAUAUGCAUGGAGCGAGAAGCAGUUGAGCUGCAAGACUUCCUUCAGCAUGAAAAAACAGCAAUGUGUGAUGCACUCAACGAAAGUGAGCUUGAAUAUAAGCAUUGCAAAAAAAUGCUCUCCGAAAAAGAAGAAGAGAUCAAGGUCUUACGUGACGAGUGUCGUCAUUUAGUUAGAUUAAAUGAGCAACGAAGGCAAGAAAACAAACUAAUGCAAUCAAAAUAUUCACUUCUUGAGUCAAAAAUCAAAGACCUUAAACUCAAUCAAAAUACAGCAGUAAAUGGGGCAUCUAUGGCGCUUUCAGGCCUACAUGCUAGGUUGGACAACUUAGUGGAACAACUUAUAUCAUCAUAUAAUAUAUCCGAGCAAGAUUUAGAGGAUUUUGCAUAUCACAAUGAAGCUUACCCCAAUAGUAUAAGCAGCUGUAACGUAACUCCUGAGUAUGAAAAUAAUGCCGAUGUGGGGCAUACCGACCAAACUGAUGGCUCAUUGUCGCCGCAAAGAAAUCAGUCAUUUAUUGCAGCAGUCAUUAGUGCCAUUCGAAAUGCUACAGUUCCAACUGGUAAAAAAUUCCGGUCGUUUAGUAGUAAACAGUCAGAGGCGGCUAACGGAGACGAAUCUGAUUCUACGGAAAUGCUUGAUUCUGAAACGGAACCCUGCCUCAUGAUGGACAACGUGUUAGAAGAUGUGACAAUGCCUGACUCUCAUUCGCAUAAUAUGGUUUCCUCAACAGGAAUUGCAAUUUCUCAAAUAGAACUGCCUCCCGAUUUAGUUCAUGCAGGGGACGAUUCACUUCAUAACUUGUCGCAGGCAAUUACAAAUCGCCAACAAGCUGAAUUGCAAAUAACAUCAACAGCUUUGAACGUAGUUUGUCAGUUGGGUAAAAACGUUGAGAACAGCUUGGUGGAUGAAAUAAGUUUCCAUGAAUCUGUUGCUGAAAUGCCGUCUAUUGUAGACUACUGUUCGACACAAGCACUUGUUGAUCAAGUGAUAGAGGUUGAUAACCUUAUUACAAAAUUACUGAAAGUUUUGAGACUGAUUCAAAUGGAUAACGAUCUUUGCAUUCAGCAACUAAUUGUUGAUAAAAAUAAACUUCAACAAAACAAGGAAGAUAUGUUGGAAAAACUCAAAGAUCUUCAGGAUAUGAAUAACAAGUUGCAGGACGAACUGAUGGAUGCUACACAAGAGCUAAUGAUGAAAACCGCAGAUCUUACUACUUCUAAAGCUGAUAUUCAGAGACAUAGAAAUGAAAUAGAUAGACUCAAUGAAGACAUUUGCCAGCUCAGUACAUUAUGUAGUCAAAAUAAUUCACAAUGCAAUUCUUUGGAGCAAGAGGAAACAACGGACGGUAUUUUGAGAAUGUUAAAAAACUGGAACCAAAAUGGACGUUUUGAAGAAGCAGAUCUUAAAGGUUAUCUGGAAAGCGUUUGCAUUGAGCCCCGAGAAACUUUAAAAAUUCAAAGAAACUUUCUAUCUGUUUCAUAUGAAAAACCAAUACAUGAGAUUCGUCGACAGUGUGAAUUGAUAAAUAACGCUUUAAAUGUUCUCAAUAAACUUGAGAACAUUGUUCGCGAAAAUCCAUUACUACUUCAAUUGCAGCUCGACCUUGAGAAAGUCAAUGUGGAAUCCAACAAGACUCUUUCAUUUUAUUCAUCAUCUUCACAAGAAGAUAUUAACGCUAAUGACUCAUCAGUAACUUUAGCUAAAAUUAGUUGCGAAGAUUCCACAAAUCAAACACCGGAUUAAAAAGGAACAAAAUUGGUUGGUAUAUUUUUCAAUUACAAAUUUAAAAUAGGAUGUUUAAAUUAUAAAAGACAGUAUGACGUCCAUUUUGAUUGUACCUAAUUUAAUUUAUGUUAUAUUAUUAACAUACCCAUUACUAUUAAGAAUGUCCGAUAAAGAUUAUGCUUUAGCGAAAGUAUACAAAAAUCUCAAAAAGCUUGCCAAUUGAAUUAUCAUAUAAGUCAUAAACAAUAAAUUAUAUACAAUAAACUAAGUCCGCAUUUAUUGCUUUUAGAUUUGAAAAAGUAUUUAAUAAAAGUUAAUGCUCAUUUA